Rhizophagus irregularis DAOM 181602=DAOM 197198 is the source of this 504-nucleotide messenger RNA. Lineage: Eukaryota; Fungi; Glomeromycota; Glomeromycetes; Glomerales; Glomeraceae. The record is from RefSeq and is a predicted model, not a curated record.
AUGACUCUAUUUAAGUCCACGACAAGGGUUAAACCCUCUAAUACUGAAGUUAAUGAAAAGAAAGAUGAAAAAAAUUACAAUUCAUCUAUAAUUCCAACGGAUGAUGAUAAUUGUACUAUCACGAUAAUAGUACCUCCUACUGCUCGUCCGGUAAAUUCACGUUAUUCAAUGCAAUAUUUAAAACAAUUUCAACAUGAACAACAAUCUCAACAACUUUAUACUGAAGAUUAUUCACCAGGAAGAUUGAGUUCACCUAAACAAACAUUAGUAGAAGUCCCAAAAUAUUCUUGGAAAAAUAUUCUCAUUAUUACUCUAAUUUCUUUGAUUUUAAUGAUUACUGUUGGAAAGCCUAAUGGUCAUCCUAAAUCAUUGACAACGACACAGGAUGAUGAUCACGGUUCCCGCGAGAAUCCAAUUUAUAUAUAUAAGUAUAUAUGUAUGAAUAUUUAUGGAAUUAUCAAAAAAAAUUUUGCUGAUUUCAGCGAUAAGGAAGAAAUGAGGUAA